This is a messenger RNA of Acipenser ruthenus (sterlet), 7910 nucleotides long. RefSeq names its product thrombospondin type-1 domain-containing protein 7B-like. NCBI's taxonomy places the organism in Eukaryota, Metazoa, Chordata, Actinopteri, Acipenseriformes, Acipenseridae. Bases 591 to 5447 code for a protein of 1618 amino acids. The record is from RefSeq and is a predicted model, not a curated record. Gene Ontology annotation, biological process: cell adhesion. Gene Ontology annotation, cellular component: extracellular matrix. The transcript is spliced from 29 exons.
GAGAGAUCUAAAUAAAGUCAGUAGAUUCAUUGAGAGACAGAGAGAGGCUGGAUAAAUGGGAAUCAGCCCUGUUAACCAAUGAGUUUAAAGAGUGAAGCAGAUGUCAUUAGGCUGAGAAGUACCACCUCCAGAAGCUCCAGCAUCCCCUCAGUAAAAAAGAGUGCAAUGAGAGAGCAGCGCUUACAGAGCUGCAGCUGCCUUUUACUAACUGGCUACUUAUUGAUGAUAUUAACAACAGACAGCUAAUAUACAGUUUCAGUAGUUUUGGGACGGUCCCUGGAGGAAUUUCAUUCAGUGAAUUCUUGACCUAGCAAUUGCCACAGGUUUAUCUCUGCCUGCCGUCGGGGAUGAUUUGACAGACACAUCUUUCAAGCCAUGAUCUUCCAGGGGGUUGUCACAGAGAAUUAGUUGCUGGAUGAUGCGUCUGAAGGAAGACAAGUCUGCGUUUAGCAACGAAGAGUGUCAGAUAUCUUAUCAGAAGGGUCGCUGUAAGGGAGUGACAAUUUGUACAUUUUCUGGUUUGUACAAGUGAUGACUGCCUGACUUCCAAUUCAGGAAUAAGAAAGGAUAGAGACCCAAUUGUCUGGACUAUGAUUCUGCGUGAUGAGUUUGGCCUAGUUGCCGGGACAUGGCAGAGUCAGAGUUAUCUACUUCUGUUUAUGUCUCUUCUGGCAAUACACACCCAAGCAGAUUUGCAGGCCCCAAAAGAUAAACACUCCUGGAAAACAGGGCAGUGGGGUAGAUGUAUGGGUGAAGACUGUGGACCAGGAGGGGUUCAGACGAGAACUGUGUGGUGUGUCCAUUCAGAGGGCUGGACAACACACCAUUCCAACUGCAAACACACUGGCAAACCUGAAAGCCAGAGGCAGUGCUUCAAAGUGUGUGAAUGGCACCAGGAACUCUUUGAGUGGGAAGUGUCCGAGUGGAGGUCAUGCAUUCUGGUUCCUUAUUCUUCCAAUGACCAAAAACUAAGGACUUCAAAGUGUGUGACUGCGCAGCAUGGAAUACAGCAAAGGAAAGCUCAUUGCAUUCGAAAGACCAACAGGACAGUGGUGACAGACGAGAUCUGUGAGUUUUUUACACCAAGACCGACCAUCGAGCAAGCCUGUCUCAUUCCUUGCCCCCAUGACUGUGUGGUGUCGGAGUUCUCACCAUGGUCUGCUUGCAGCAAGAGCUGUGGGACAGGAUUACAGCACAGGACACGGGCAGUACUGGCCUCUCCAAUGUAUGGGGGUUCAAACUGUCCUAACCUGACAGAAACCAGGACUUGUAAUCAUCAUCUUUCUUGUUCUUUUGGGGAGGAUGAGUACAAAUACAGCCUUAAAGUUGGGCCUUGGAGUGAGUGUAGGCUACCCCAUCAGAAAGAGAUUUUACUAAGUGGAAGAACAAUGCUGGAUUUUAGUACUGAGUCUGCAGAGAAGAAUAAUGUUAAGCCACAAGUCCUGAAUCACCACCAUCAUCGGCGUUAUCACCAAUCAAAGUCAUGGGACAUAGAGAUUGGCUACCAAACUCGACAGGUUAGGUGUACAAGAAGUGAUGGAAGGAAUGCAAUGCUAAGCCUUUGUACUCAAGACAGUGCCCCUGUGACCUUUGAGUCCUGUAUCCUGCCCAGGGACUGUGAAACCUCAGACUGGUCUCCAUGGAGCCCCUGUUCCAAGACUUGUCGGUCAAUGGACUUGUCUCCAGGGUACAGAACCAGGACCCGGAGUUUAAAGCAGAUCCCAGCUGGAGGCAGAGAAGACUGCCCUGCUCUGGAGGAGAAGGAAGCUUGUAAUAUUGGUGGGGAUCUACUGCCACAAUGCCCCAGGUAUGUGUGGAAGACCACUGAGUGGGGUGAAUGCCAGGUUACUCCCCUUCUCAGCCAGCAAGACUGUCGUCAGAGCAACCAUUCUGUGCUAUGUGGAGGAGGGACACAGAGGAGGGAAGCAUACUGUGUGCAGAGCCCAGAUGAUGCAAUUUCACACAAAGGUAAAGAAGUGUCUAGACCUGCUAAUGGGAGGCUAUGUCCUGGACCAAUGCCUUUGGUAGCUCAGUUGUGCUCCACACCCUGCCCAGAAGAGUGCUUAGUCUUUGCCUGGUCUUCUUGGGGACCAUGCACAUAUGAAAACUGCAAAGAUCCGCAAGGGAGGAAAGGUUUUAGACUACGAAGACGUCAAGUGAUCCAAGAGCCUACUGGCACCUCCGACAGUUGCCCCCAUCUUGUGGAAACUAUUCCAUGUGAAGAACCAACUUGCUAUGAGUGGCAUGUGACUGAGGAGUCAAUCUGCAUUCCUAUUAAAGGAACAUGUGGAUAUGGAACUCGCACUCUGAAACUUGUGUGUAAGAACAAUCAAGGUGAAGACGUUUCUGAUGAUCAGUGUAUGGACGACCCUCCUCCCUCUCGACUGCCUUGUGAGGUGCCAUGCCCUAUGGACUGUGUGCUCAGUUAUUGGUCAGCCUGGGGAGGGUGUUCCCAAUCGUGUUCCAGUAAAAAUGCGGAAGGAAAACAGAGCAGAGUGAGAUUGAUCCUUGCGCUGCCUGGAGAAGGUGGAAAGCCGUGCCCUCCAGCUUCAGCCUUAGAGGAAUGGAGACUUUGUAAUGACCAUCCCUGCACUGUAUUUUUUUGGGAAGUUUCUCCAUGGGCCUCUUGUAUUGAAGACACCUCCAUGACAACUCUCAAUGCUACCAGCAGCUGGAAUGGAAAACCCACCUGUGCCAUCGGAAUUCAGAUCCGCAAAGUCAUCUGCAUGAAAGUCAAUGUUGGACAGGUUAUCUCAAAAAGGUGUCCAGAUUCUACUCGGCCAGAUCCAAUUCGCCCUUGUUUGCUACCUUGCAAGAAAGACUGCAUGGUCACCCCUUUUAGUGAGUGGACACCUUGUCCUACAACUUGUCAACCAGCUGACGAAACUACAACUAAACAGUCCCGCUAUAGGAUUAUCAUCCAGAAUUCUGCUCAUGGGGGCCACGAAUGUCCAGACACCCUUUAUGAAGAGAGAGAGUGUGAAGCUCUUCCGAUAUGUCCAACUUACAGAUGGAAGCCCCAUAAGUGGCACCAGUGUACAAUUGUACCAGAUUCUGUCAGACUAGGCAUUAUAGGUGCUGGGGAGGCAUGUGGACAAGGCUUAGUGACAAGAGUUGUAACAUGCCUUAGAGACGAUGAUGAGACAGCAGACAUGACUGAGUGCCUUCAGAGGGCUGGUCCCAUGCCCUCCAUGGUAGAGAGGUGCAAGGUCCCCUGCAAAGAUGACUGCACGUUCACCACCUGGUCUAAGUUUACUCCAUGUACAGGGUGUGGAGUCACACGCAGCAGAAAACGAUCUCUUACAGGGAGAAGUAAAAAAAGAGAAAAAUGCCAGAACACCGAUCUCUAUCCACAAGUUGAGAUGGAGCCCUGUCCUUGUGAUGAAUAUGUCUCUCAGCCUUAUGGGAACUGGUCUGACUGUAUUCUUCCUGAAGGCACAGUGGAACGACAACUGGGAAUGAGGGUCCAGGGAGAUAGUAAUGAGUGUGGGCCGGGUGUGCGCUACAGAGCCAGUACAUGCUCAGACCCGGAUGGCAGACUUGUUGACCCGUCUCUUUGUAGCAGUUCAGGUUACAUCGAGGAGAGCUGUGCAAUUCCCUGUCCAUUUGACUGCAAGCUGAGUGAAUGGUCAAGCUGGUCAACAUGCAGUUCCCCAUGUGGGAGUGGGGUAAAGGUCAGGUCCAAGUGGCUGCGCGAGAAGCCUUUUAAUGGAGGCCGACCCUGCCCAAAGCUGGACCUCAAGAAUCAGGUGUAUGAGGCAGUCCCGUGUUACAGCGAAUGCAAUCAGUAUCUCUGGGUGACAGAUCCCUGGUCUGCAUGCACAGUCAAUGGUGUAGACAAAACUCUGGAUUGUGGAGAAGGAGUGCAGAGUAGAAAAGUCAAGUGUGUAAAUAACACUGCUGAUUUUCCUGGGGAGAUUGUGGAUAACACACUGUGUGAUCAGGAAGAAAUGCCUUUUGAGGCUCAGAUCUGUUUUCGCCCAUGCCCAGGUGACUGUGUGAUGUCCCAGUGGGGAGAGUGGAGUAUAUGUCCACAACCGUGUGACCCAAAAGGUGUUCGGCAAAGGACAAGGCAUCCUCUAAGGCUCCCGACAGCUGACAACACCUGCUCUGAAGACUCUCAAAAUCAGUCCUGUGUUCUCAACACAAACUGCUUCACCUAUCAAUACAAUGUCACAGACUGGAGCACUUGUCAGUUAAGUGAUAAUGCUGUGUGUGGACAGGGAACCCGAGUUCGCCUUUUAGACUGUGUCAGAAGUGAUGGGAAGCCAGUUGAGUUGAGAUACUGCAAGCAGAUGGAUUUGGAGAAGAAGUGGAAACUGACCAUUCACUGCCUUGUUGAAUGCCCUGUUAACUGCCAGCUGUCUCAGUGGUCACCUUGGACUGAAUGCUCCUACUCAUGUGGGCUCCAAGGUCAGAUGAUGCGCUCCCGAAGUAUAACCCAGCAGGCUCGUGGAGAGGGAAGGCCCUGUCCAGCUCACCUUGCUGAGGCCCGACAGUGCCCAGUAAAGCCUUGCUACAAAUGGAUGCUUGGAGAAUGGUCACAAUGUCAAGUGGAGGGAGCGCAGUGUGGAGAGGGGCUUAGAGUGAGGAAUCUUGCAUGUGUGGUUCACAGUGGUUCAUUUUCUGACUCUGUUUCUGCCAAACAAGUGGAGGAGGAGAUGUGUGAGGCCAAGUUAAUGAAAGCCAAAGGACAUGAAUUACAGCAACCUUGUUCUGUACCCUGCCCAGGUGACUGUCACUUGACAGAGUGGUCCUCAUGGAGCUCCUGUCAGCUGACCUGUCUAGAAGGGAGAAGUUUUGAGACUACAGGUCGUCAGGCACGCUCUCGAGCUGUGGUCAUCCAGGCCAUUGAAAACCAAGACAGUUGUCCUCAACAAGUCUUUCAAACACAAACUUGUAAAGAAGGAAAAUGCCUUAGCUAUGAGUGGAGGACAAGUCCUUGGACAGACAAUGAACGCCGUGUGUGGUGUCAACGUUCAGAUGGGGUUAACGUCACAGGAGGGUGCUUUUUGGAGAACCGGCCAUCAACCAUCAGACAUUGCCACCCCCCCUGCACAAAACCCUUCUCCCACUGUACUCAGAGCGGAGUCUGUGGAUGUGAUAAAGGAUAUGUUGAAGUAAUGACUGCCUACGGGUUCCUGGAUUACUGCACAAAAAUUCCUGGACCGGACAACAAGAAAGCUGAUGUGAAAACCAGCGCUGGAAAAUUAAAACCAGGGACUUCCACGAUACAGGACUUUUUAAAAGGAUGGUCUAUUCAACCUUUUGGGCCCGAUGGUAGAGUAAAGAUCUGGGUCUAUGGUGUGACUGCUGGUGGAUUUCUCCUUAUUAUAUUAAUCACUGCAAUGUCUUUUUUGGUUUGCAAAAAGCCAAAGCAGAAUAAAAGUGCACCUCCUCAACAGAAACCUCUGUCUUUAGCCUAUGAUGGAGAUGUGGACAUGUAACUCCAUUAAUCAGCCCCAUAACUGGGGCAUCCAGAACCUACAGCCCAAGUUCCAAACGACAGAAACCAACACCUACACUAUAGGGGGACAUGACCAAAAGAAACAGAUACAGAGAUCUCACAAUGACAAGAAAAGAUAAAAAGAGAUUUCUGCAGACGUCUGAACAGUUUUUCUUUUUGCUAUAAAGACUUCACUGGAAGAUUGUAUCUCAUGUCAUCCACUGAAUGAAGACUGGCUAGUUUUAUAAGUACUUUUGAGAUGUGAGUAAUGUUUGUAUACAAAACCACAAAGAGGAAGAGCUACUGCUGACGUACAGUCAAAUAGGAGCAUAUUAACCUAAAUGAUAUUCCUCAACACAGAUGGAAUAACUUAACCCUUUGAUUUUGAUAAGUGAACAUACGGUAGUGAAAAUUUGUUAAAAAAAAAAGAAAGAAAGUACAUCUUCUGCCAAUGGCUCUGUGUAUUUAUGGCACUGGAAUAUAAAAACCAUGAUCUGAGUUGUAUUCUACCUUGCUUAUUGGACAAUGAAAAAGCAAAUUAAUGUCAUUAUGCACUAUAUUAGUGCUGAAUCCUUUUUUUCAAACAGAACAGUUUUCUAGUGUUUACAUUGUCAAUACAAAGGAUUUUGCUGUGAUGUGUUUUUUUUUUUAAAUGAUAACAUUUUGGGAUGUACCCAUACCACUCAUUGUUACCCUUGACAAACUUCUUCUCUAAUGGUGAAGGACAACUACUGAAGAAAGGUCUACAAGCCUGCCUAGCCAGCACGGAUGGGUGAAGCUUACUGCAUUCUAAAAACCACUAAAAACCUGACAUUCAGAUGUGAUUUGUUCGGUAGUAAAUGCUCUAGGAACAUCCACCAUGGAAUUGCAUUUGUUGUGUACCAGAAGUAGCUACCCUGAAAGGUAAAGGUAGAAUUAUAAUUUUAGGUUAAGAUUAGAUGAACCUGGAAGUGUGGAUGUCCCUGGAACAUUUGACAAUGAAAGAGCCAACAGAGACCCUGAUUAACACUAAUCUUGGACUACCUAAUGUUAUAUUAGGUAAAAUAAUCCAAGAUUAGUACUACCCAGGGUCUGUGAAACCAGCCAUUAGUGUUCAAUUCAUGCAUUUGACCAUCAAGACACAGUACAGCUUUAGUUUAAGGUUCUGGUAUAAACAAUCAGUAAUCUAUAAAGGAAGAAAUAAAUAACAUUAGACAGUUACAACUCAUAACAGGCUUUGGCAACACAUGGUUUGAUAUAAGAACAUUUCAUUUAAUACAACGAUUCCUUGUUAAUAAUCAUCAACCCACUUAUGUACACAUUUUAUUAUUGAUCCUUAAAAUAGUGUGAACAAAUAUUGUUGGUUAGAAUUGAAUUAAUUAAAAUAAUAACUUAUUGACCCAAUUUACUUUUCUGCUCUUCAGUGAAGAAUUGUUAUUGCAAGUCAGCAUACAGGCACAUUUGACAUAUGUGAGGCCCACAAUACACCAGCCUAUAUUUCAGUCUAUUGAUGAAAUUCUAGAUUUGUCAACUAAAUGUACAUGAGAAAUGUUACCUAGAUAAAAAAUUAACAAACCAACUGUUUUUUUGUUUUUUUUUAAAGGCCUAGCUCUAUAUAAUUGUCCUCUUAAUAGUAUUUGUCGGUGGUUUGUUUGUCAAGGCCCUGUGGUCUCUGUCAUUCUAGGGGUAUUUCACAAUAACUGUUACCUUUCUGAUUCGUUUUCUAAGAUGGUGUUAGGGACACAUUAAAAAAAUUCUGAUACACUGAUUCUAUAAAACGAUGCAGUAACAAUAUGGUCAUAAAAAAUGCCCUGUCCAUGAUACAAUUUGUAAUGUCCUGCUAAAAGAUGUUUAUCUUGACCAGUCUCCACCAUAACCUUUUCUUUUAUUCCUUUUUUGGGAUUUUAAGAUUUAAUCUGUAUAAUUCACCGUUAACUGACCAGUAAAAAGUUGUGUUUUACAACAGAAAAUAACACAUAAACACAUUUAAAAAAUAAGCCACAGAUUGGAUCUAUAGUUGAAUGGCCAAAUGUUAAAACAUCCUCAUUAUUUUUAGUUUUAUUUAAAACCAUGGUCCAUAUUUUUAAAAGUCUUUAUGUCAACUUACAUCAAACUAAGUUUAACUUAGGACUCAAAAGUGUGCAUUGGUUGAUUUGUUUACAAUCAAUUUGAUUUUCCUUUCAUAAAAAGGUGUGCAAAGUUUGUGUAAUACUGUACCUUCAUUUUUGGACACAGAGUGCAACGUAAAUCCUUCCAAAAGUUUGAAUGUAAUUCACAUUGUUUAUCAACUCAAACUUUAAAAAAUACAGUGACAGUAUUUUUUAUACAUCUAAUGUAAAUUGUAUGUAUGUAAUAGCAUGUUAUAAAGAGUCUAAUACCGUAGCAUUAUCAACCCAUGCAAAAAGCAGCCUUGCAGUUAUGUGGUUUUAAUCUCUUAUAACAUGUUAUUUUGUAUUAUUGUAUGUAAUAAAAUAUUUCAUUCAGA